Messenger RNA from Zootoca vivipara (common lizard), 3853 nucleotides. It is a transcript of the gene KYNU, whose product is annotated as kynureninase. Gene Ontology annotation, molecular function: pyridoxal phosphate binding; kynureninase activity. Gene Ontology annotation, cellular component: cytoplasm. NCBI's taxonomy places the organism in Eukaryota, Metazoa, Chordata, Lepidosauria, Squamata, Lacertidae. Gene Ontology annotation, biological process: NAD+ biosynthetic process. The record is from RefSeq and is a predicted model, not a curated record.
GUCAAAAGGAAGACAGAAAAGCUUUUGGGAAAUGUAGUCCUUGAACUCAGCACUCAUAAGCUCUCCGAUUUGAAUCUGAUUUGUGCUAAAAGCCUCAAGCUGGGCUAGGCCCUGACAGUCUCCAUUUCUCCCUCAAGCCACAAUUAAUUAGUGAGAAAUGGAUCUGUCUUCUUAUGCCUCGCCGGCAGCCAUUAUAGAAACCGUUGCUUCACAGCUAGCAUGCAGGCCAGUGGAUAAGGAAGUUGCUGUUCAGUUAGAUGAAGAAGAUGAACUAAAACACCUGCGUGGAUGUUUUCAUAUUCCCAGAGUGAAGGAUCUGCCUCCAACCAAUCUAGCCUUUGUGCAUAAGAAUGAGACCUGCAUCUACUUUGCUGGGAACUCUCUUGGUCUUCAGCCAAAGAAAGUUAAGACUUACUUGGAUGAAGAACUUGACAAGUGGGCUAAACUGGGUGUUCAUGGUCAUUUCACUGGGAAACGACCUUGGGCUUUAGGGGAUGAGUGCAUUGUGGAGCCUGUGGCUGAUAUUGUAGGGGCUCAUAAAGAAGAGGUAGCAUUAAUGAACGGCUUGACAGUUAAUCUGCAUCUCCUAAUGUUAUCAUUCUUUAAGCCUACCUCAGAUCGCUAUAAAAUCCUUCUGGAAGCCAACGCUUUUCCCUCCGACCAUUAUGCUGUUGAGUCUCAACUCCAAUUUCAUGGGCUAGAUAUGGAGAGCAGUAUGCUUAUGAUAGAACCACAAGAGGGGGAGGAGACCUUGAGAACUGAAGAUAUCCUUGCUGUAAUUGAGAAGGAAGGGGACUCUGUUGCCAUAAUUCUGUUCAGUGGUGUGCAUUACUACACAGGACAGCUGUUUGACAUCCCAAGAAUAACAAAGGCUGGACAAGAGAAGGGUUGCUUUGUUGGAUUUGACCUGGCUCAUGCUGUAGGCAACGUAGAACUGCAUUUACACGAAUGGGGAGUAGACUUUGCCUGCUGGUGUUCCUAUAAGUACCUCAAUUCGGGAGCAGGAGGUCUAGCCGGUGCUUUCAUUCAUGAGAAACAUUCCCAGACUGUAAAACCAACGCUGGUAGGAUGGUGGGGUCAUGAGUUCAAAACCCGGUUUCUCAUGGAAAACAAAUUGCAGCUGAGCCCUGGCAUCAAUGGAUUUCGACUAUCAAACCCUUCGAUUUUAUUGGUGUGUGCCCUCCAUGCUAGUUUAGAGGUAUUUGGUCAAACUACAAUGAAACUCCUGAGAAGGAAAUCCAUUCUUCUGACUGGUUACUUGGAAUAUUUGAUAAAGCAUUACUAUAGUGAAGAUACAAAUGACCCUGAGCAGCCCUUUGUAAGAAUAAUCACACCUUCCCAAAUUGAAGAAAGAGGAUGCCAGCUCACACUGGUCUUCUCAGUUCCAAUUAAGGAUGUUUUUAAAGAGUUGGAAAAAAGAGGUGUCGCUUGUGACAUUCGGGAACCCAAUGCUCUCCGUGUUGCCCCAGUUCCUCUCUACAAUUCUUUCCAUGACGUGCACAGAUUUAUUGAAAUCCUGGGAUCUGCAAUGGCAUCUGUAAAGCAAAGAACAGACACUGCAGCACUUUCCUGAUCUUACUGACGGUGCAGCUAUACUUUUUAAUCUGUUACUAAGAUGCAUCAAUGCUUCUGAGCAAUUUUUGUUUGUUUGUUUCUGUUAUAUGUAUUCCACCCAUUUGCCCCAAAAGAUUAGUUUUGCUUGGAUAGUUAUUUACAAUAGAUACACUUUUUAUUAAAACUCAUUAUUUCUACUUAUUUGGGCUCCAUAAAUUAAUAUGCUUUAUGUAUUUUAAUAGGGGUAGUCUUUAGCAUUCUAGAUACUUUCUUCAUUUAGAUAAUUCUGGUUUACUUCUGACAGACAAAACGGAAAGACAGCUGCAAACCUAAUCUUUGUCUAAUGUCACUGUGUGGAAUAAGGCACCAUAUACAACUCUGUGGAUAUAACCUGCAUUGGAUUUUAAGCACAAUUUCUAUUAAAGGGAAUUUUAAUUUGUGCUGAAAUUGUAUUCAUGAACAUCUAAGUAGAAUUUAAGAAUUCACGAAUGACUUAAGUUUUAGACAUCUCAACUUUUGUUUAAAUUUCUUUUUUGUUUCUCACAAACCUUCUGCUGAGUUGCUUUGCUCACUUACAGCCAUUUAUUGAAGGAUUAACAGCUCCCCUGGAUACCCAGGCAAGAUAAUGGCCCAGAAGCCUGCUUCUCUAGAAGAACAGAUCCAGGGGGAUCCUGAUCUAUAUCUGUUUGGGCUCUUGCGGUCAUCAGGGUAUGUGUGUUGACAUCAUACCUCUGACAUUGGUUUUAAAAGAAUGCCAAUCUUCUGGAAUGCUAAGGCAUCACACUGUUUUGUUUUUCAACAUGCUCAGUGAUUGUGAAACACUUCCAUUAAGCAAGUGGGGCUUGACUCCUAAUUCAGUGUAGAAUCAUGGGCUUAUCUUGUAAGUGCACCAGAUGUGGUGUGAUUGAGGGAAAUGUAUGCUGCUUAGUAAACUGUCACUGUAAUCCACCACCGUAUCAGUCUAAUCACUGGGCCAUCUGAAAAAUAUUUAGACAUUAUGCUGUCUGAAUGUGUAAGGAGCAGCAAGAGACCAACAUUUUGCACACCAACCAUCAGUGUCUAUUGCACCAAACUCACUUAAUCCCACUGUAACAAACUUUGCAUUAAUCUUGUACUUCAGGGGUCGUCCCCUGCCCCCAUAUGUUGGAUAUGGGGAACUAUAAUCUAUAAAGUAUGAGAGAAAUAUGGCAAAAUGAGUUGAGUGUGAAGACAAAGGAAAGGUGGAGAAUACAGUUUUGGUAAGUCUUGGUGACGUGGUAUCUAGAUAGCUGGUGAUCCUUUAGUUCUUUUUAUAAGUUUUUUUCUGAACAUUUACUGGAUAUUCAUCAAAAUUAUCUGGGUUUGUGUUUGAUUUCAGCCAUGAUGCUAUAGCAUGUUCUGAAUGGAUGUAUUUGUAUAAUACAGCUCUCUGCAAAUACUUAAUUGUCAUGGGUAUUCUUACAACAUUUUCAGUGUACUGCUGAUAUCAUGUGUGAAUAAGCCCCAGGAAGCCUAUGAUAACUUACUCUGCUGUAUAACAUUCCAUAUAUGCCACUUAUUAAAUAAUGAGGAAAAUGAGGACUUUAAAGAGUAACUUUUAAAAAGUAAAACUUUUUUGGGCAGAAUUGUAACUCUGGAAAUUUGCAUUUUUAGUUACAGCAGGUAGUAAAGUCAAACCGAUGGAGAAUAACAAUAACGGCUGCCUUCUGUAUUGUUUUUGCUGCGUUAGCAGCACCAAACUGACCCCUCCUGGACACAAGCCUGGACAGUGUGUUUGGAGGUCCUGGGCUGCUCAGACAACAAGACCCACCCACCCCUCGGCCUUGCUGAUGUCGUCCACAGGAAAGCAUAACAAUAAAUUUGGCACCAGCUUGGCUGCGGGAGUUGCCAGAAGGAAGUGUACAAGAUACCACCCAACCGUCUUAGGGAGUCCAGUCUGGAUUUGUGUAACUCCUUAGCCUUUUAUUCUCCUGAAGAUGUCCCACAAAGCAGCGGGUACAAAUUUUUCCUUGGGGUUUACUCCUGAAGCAGGGAUGCGGGUGGCACUGUGGUGUAAACCACUGAGCCUCUUGGGCUUGCUGAUAGGAAGGUCGGUGGUUCAAAUCUGUAGGAUGGGGUGAGCGCCCAUUGCUCUGUCCCAGCUUCUGUCAACCUAGCAAUUAGAAAGCAUGCCAGUGCAAGUGGAUAAAUAGGUACCUGCUGCGGCGGGAAGGUAAACGCUGUUUACAUGUGCUCUGGCUUCUGUCAUGGUGUUCUGUUGCGGCAGAAGCGGAAAGUUGUCUGUAGACAAAUGCUGGCUCCCUCAGCCUGAAGUGAGAUG